Messenger RNA from Cydia pomonella (codling moth), 4585 nucleotides. RefSeq lists its product as uncharacterized. The record is from RefSeq and is a predicted model, not a curated record. The transcript has 2 exons. NCBI's taxonomy places the organism in Eukaryota, Metazoa, Arthropoda, Insecta, Lepidoptera, Tortricidae. The coding region runs from base 148 to 1539 and encodes 463 amino acids.
CAGUCGCUCCGUCGUACGUCGGCGAUAUGACAACGAUUUGUACAAUAUAACCUAGAAAUGUUUCAUGUAAAUAAAAGUGAAAAUGAAUGUGGUAGAUCUGUGAAGAGAGUUUAGUGGCAAAUUUAAAGGAAGCUCUGAUCAGUGAUCAUGUUGUCAAUUGUGAAGAUGGAUUUCGAUUCAGAUGUCGAAGUAUUGGAAGAAGAUAUCAAAACAGAGGUGGUUGAUGUCGACGAAAACUCAAAUGAAGACACAAAAGAUCUAAAUAUACUAAAUAAUGUAGUACAUGAUCUAGAACUAAUACCCAUCGUUUACACGACAAAGUUGGACGAUAUGUUUGUGGGGAGAACUUUGUAUCCCGUUGGGUUAGACCCAAAAGAAACUACCGCCAGGAUAAUAAAAGAAAGUAAACCUGUAUUACGUACUAUUCCUGGGCCUCCGAAAAAAGGACGAAAGAAUAAACGAAGAUUUAGCGAAUUAGAAGAUACACUUCGAAGAAUAUAUCAUCCAACCAAAGAAAUGGCUAUUAAAGAAAUAGAAACAGAACCUGCUAUAUGUAACAUUAAAAUUGAUUCUGUGAAAAGUGAAAUUGUAGAUGAACCAAUCGUGGAAGUGAAAAUUGAAGAUUUAGAGGGACAGUCAGAAAAAGCGGCGCCCAAAGACACAUGUAAAUAUAGUGAACUUUUAAAACAGUGCAAACAGUGUAGUGUUUUACUUCCAGCAGUAAUAGGAUAUGGGCAAGUGUUACAUGGCGGACAGUUGCUUAAAGCAAGUAAAGUACAAAAACGUGGCGCAGUUAGUACAUCACUAAGCUCUUCGGAUGAUGAUGUACCGCUAAUAACUUUUCCUCCAGAUCUACUAAUAGAACGCGUAAAAAAACCUGAAAUCCCUGUAAAACCAACACAACCAAAUGUAAUUGAAAUUAAUAGUUUACAACGAAGAAAAUCAAAAGGUACUUCAUCUGAAAUAGCUCAACGUAUUUUGCGUAAUAGCUUAUUGGAAAUAGAGGACAUAUUUUCUAAUGAACAUUUCUUUUACUUCACUGAUAAUGAUGGUAAUUUAUUACACUAUUUCGAAAACCUUAAAGACAAGCCUCUCUAUGAGGCGGCAAGUUUACACGAGAGUAGGUAUAAAAUAAGUAAUUGCUGCUGGGUCAAGAAGGAUGAAUUUGUUAUGUCGUUGUAUCCUAAAGUUCUUAAAUAUCCUAACGUGCGUUUCAUAAGAACGACACAUCCGUGCAAGCCAGGUGCUUGUACUUGCUGCUGCCGCAAAAAAGAAGUCUAUAAGAAGCCUGAUUUAGAUUUUUCUGACGUACAAUCAGUUCCUUCAUCUAGUAAAGAAUCUGACGAUGUUGGGGUAGUUCGGGACUUAGAAGAAGAAAUUGAUGUAAGCAUCAUAAAUAUUAACAGAACUCCGAAACUUAAUUCCAAUGAAUGGUUGAAAAAUAUUUUAACUGCAAAGCGAACUAAUGAUAAAAAUAGUUUAAUAGGAAAAGCACUAAAGUACAAAAAACCCCCCGCCUACAAAAUUAGCCGAGAAUAGGCGUUUAGUGACAUUAAGAAAAGCAAAUUCGCAGAAUCCCGUCCUAGUUUUCCGCAACUAUGCCGAAGACUUCAUUGAAAUCUAUGAAGUAGAUUUUGUAGGAAACAUAGAAACUUAUUUAAGAGCAACAUGCUACAGUAACACAAUACGUCCAGAUGUUGUAAAGCUAUUAAAGAAACGGAGUGUAUCAACCGAAGCAGUAUGUUGCUGGUACAAACGGGAAGAAGUAAUUACCAAACUCCAUACGUCGAAUGCAUUGCACUCUGAUGCAAUCAAAUUUGUUAGAACUACCCAUACAUGUGAUAGCAAAGAAUGUAAGUGUUGUUGCAAGCCCGCAAUUAAAACGGGAAUAAAGCUUGACAAUAUAUAUCUUCCAAAACGAAGCUUGUUUAGCCUUUCAACCAUAAAUGCAUGGAAACCUGGCAAUCAUUCAGAGAAAGACGACGACGAUUGCCAAAUUACUUCAGUAAUGACAAGCCCUGCACUUAAACAGUUACCACAGAAUACUGCAAUGCCUACACUUACGCCGUUACCACAGAAUACUGCAGUACCAGUUACUGCAGUGCCUCCAAGCAUGUUCGUUACUGACGUUGUAGACAGUGACGAAUUGUCAAAGGAAGUCAACUCGCUGAUUACCUCCAUUUUGGACAGGUUUAAAGACGUGCGGCUUACUAUUAAUGCCGAUGGCAAAGUGGCUGCUGCCUUGAACACACCCGUUAAUACAUUAUCUACAGUAGAGUUAAAAGUCCUCGCAAAUAUACUCUCGUUUGCUCAAAACCAAGUCAAUUUGUUGGGAACGAAAGUAAGCUCAGGAGCUUCUUUGUGUCUAAGUAAUAUUAUUAAUCUUAAAGUAGACGACGUGCAAUCGAACACGACAAUCGAUCCCAAUACUGUUUACAAAGAAUUUGGGAAAAAUGUAACCUUAAAUACAACACAAACACAACCAAUACAACCAACCAUUGCAAAUAUGAACCCGCCAUUGGCAUUUCCGCAAGCUCCAACAGCACCACAAACCUACACGUUUUUUACAAAUUCAAUGUCCUCUAAAAACCAACAAUUUAAUGAUGCGUUUUCCUCGUUCGUAAACUCAAAAAUAGAUGCAAACACUGGACCUGUAACACCAGUAAUUGAAAAUGUGUAUUCAUUAAAAGAAACUGAAGCUGGAAGUGCUGAAGAAAAUUCUUCAUGUACAACCGUCUGGUAUAGAAAGCCGGCAUCUCAAUCUAGCCCUUCUACCCCUUCUGAAAUAACAACCACAAAUAAUACAAGUAAAAAACGUAACGAUGACAGCAAACCAGAGACGGCAGAGACAGGACAACCUAAAAAGUUAAGGGUUAAGUCACCUGCAAAGUUAGGUACAGUUAUGAAUAACGCUACAAGUAUUAUGACAGCCGCCAAUGUACCAAUACAACAAACUCCUCCAAUAGGAGGAGAUAUGCCAGGAGUUUUCAUUUUGCCAAAUAAUAACUUCAUUGUUCCCUCUUUAACUCAACCUCAAGCAGUCAAUAGCGUGCCCCCUAUAGGGCAACAGCCAAUGCUGGUUAUAAAUCCUCUCCUUAAUAAUGGUGGUACACUAAUCCCAAUUAGUAAUACUAUGAAUACUCCGAAUUGCAUCCAAUCAAAUAUACCAAUUAUCAUGAAUGCUGCUAAUACUACGUCACAAGUAAUAAAUACUGGUAAUAAUUAUAUAACAGUUGAAAAGGGUAUUGCGACUCAAGAAGCUGUGUCUGUAGAGGUUAUAGAAGACCCAGAUCCACUGAAAGACUCAGUAACGGACAAUGCUCCAGAUAUGGACGAGGUUUCGGAAACAGUCUGCGUUCUAGAGGACGAGGGUACAAAAACGGAAAACGAUGAGGAGAUAUUCAGCGAUGAGGACAUAGAACUGAAAUAUUCUCCAGAGAAUACUGAAGAAGAAGAUUGUAUACUUGGUUUCUAAAGCAUGAUGAUCAAGGCUCGGAAAAACGCCCGUCAUUUUGAAACCACCAUAUUUUAGGGCCCGUUUAUGAGUCCAAAAUGUUCGUUCACAGUCUACGUUAUUGGGGCAUAUUUAAUCGUUGACAUUGGUAGUCAGACCAAGCUAAGUUGGCAGCGAUUUUGAGACCCCAGACGGUGCAAGCGUUAAGUACACAUCAUAAUUUUAAAAUAACACUUGUACCGUAUGGCCUAUCAAAAUCGCUGCCGUAUAAAGAAGUCUCUGUUGUACGGUACAGGGUUAUUUUUUUAAUUACAUGCGUUUUUCCGAUUCUUGAUGAUGAUUGAAGAUUGUCGCGUUUGAAAUGUAGUUUUCAUAAUUUAUUAAUGGAUCUCAGCGUAUUUGCGUUUUGUAAUUUUUUGUGUGAAGAAAAGUGAACAGUAAUAAAAAUGGUAAGAUUGUUCUCCAACAGUCUCAGGAGUUCGUGGGUUCGAAUCGUUUAUAGAUAGACCCUUUAAUAUUUUUUGUAAUGUGAAGAAAUUGUGAAUGUUAUGUUAUAAGUAGUGAUAUAAUUUUAGAUGCGUUUAGAGUUAAUUGUGGCGCUAUCUAAACUAAAUUAAUAAAAAAAUAUCGUUAUGUUUAUAUCUAACAUAUCUAACAAACGUGGAAUAAUUGAAUGUAAAAUACCUUUUAUUACUAGCUGUAAUUUAUUUAUGUAGAUGUUGUAUAAUACUGUUUUUAAUAAAAACAACCAAAUGUUACUAGUAUCUAGUAAAAAAUAUAAGAACCAAACUUUAUGUAUGCCGUCAGUUGUGUGUGUAACUGUUCCAGUGCUUGACACUGCUCCAUUAGCUGACACCCUCAACAGGGUAUCAGUUUUUUUUAAAUUAGUUGUCAAACAUUGGGACAUUUAUCUUACACUUUGUAAAACUAAAAUUAUUAAACACUAAAAUAAAUACGUGUGAUAAAUCUAUUUAUAAGGUAUUAUUGUUACAAUGCUCGUAAAAUUAAAACCAUAGUUACUAGUGAAAAAUGUUAAUACGAUUACGAAGGUAAUAACCUAAUAACAUCAUCCCCUACUGCGCAAAAAGUAAGGAUUCACACAUCACGCGAAAUAAACAAAAUAUUUCUUUA